Molecule: messenger RNA, 2716 nt
Organism: Octopus bimaculoides (California two-spot octopus)
Lineage: Eukaryota; Metazoa; Mollusca; Cephalopoda; Octopoda; Octopodidae
Product: mitoguardin
Biological process (GO): mitochondrial fusion
Source: RefSeq, a predicted model, not a curated record
CCAUGUGAUAAAUGUAUUUCCGGUAGAGAGUGCUUCCUGUUUGAUCGCUGCUAGCAAGUCGUUUGUGUAUUUAUCUUUCUCCAUCAUGUUUUGUCUUCUUUCACAUAUUUAUAGCUUUAAAAUGCCGCUUUGCUUCUCGUCUACAUUCUGUCAACAGCAACCGCUGUAUCAUCUUGCAUGGAUACCAACAACUGCAAAUGAAGUGAAAUAAAGUGAAGCAAUCACUAAAUCUUAUGUUAAAACGGGAACAAUUCUACUUCAACAUAGGAAGGCGACCUCUAACGGAAACCAAUUAUUUCUUACACACCUUCUUCUUACGAAACAGGUGAAGGUUGGUAACUGGCAGGGCAUCCAACCAUUGAAAAUCUUCCUCCACAAAUUCUGUCUAACCCAUGCAAGCAUGGAAAAGUGGGCAUUAAAUGGCUGUGAAAAAUGAAUAAAGAACUUUUCAACCAACUGGCUGCUCGUGUGGCUGGCAUUAAACACUUGAAGGUUAAUUCCCAUUUGAAAAUAACUGUAUUUGGUGUAUCCCUUGGAGUUGCACUUAUAGGAUUGCUCACAUUGCUAUUACGGAAAAAGGAAAAGAAGAAAAGACCCUUAGAUCGGCGGAGUACUCAAACAAAAAUAGCACGUUCAAGAACUGCUCUAACUGGUACAAAUGGAGAUGUUGCCUGGUCUAAGAAUUGUUCAAGUCCCACUUCAAGUCGCUCAUUUGUGAGAAAUAAAGCUUUGUCUGUGUCUAAUUCUAACUCAAGCUUGGCCUCAUCAACAUCAACACUGACUCAUUCUGUUGUAGAAACAACAGAAUUUACAGCUGCACAACUCUGCCAGCUAGGGCUAGAAAAUUUAGACAUGGCAAUUUCACACUGGGAAGAUGCUUUAGCUAAACUUUCCUAUCUAGAUGCUGAAGAUACUUUGGACCAAUUAGCUAUUCCGGACACAGAAACUAGUGUUUUGCAACAUCAGCUGGAAAAUUUGCUUGAGCUAGCACUCCGUAUGCAAGAUGGCUUUGAACGUUCAUGUGAACGACAAGCUGACCAGGCAGCUCUUGAAUCAGCACUUGCUGCAUUUGCAGAGAUUGACAGAAUUCGUGCAGAGAAGCUAUAUUCUACUGAUCUGGAGUCAUCUGAAGACCAAGAGUCUUUUGUUUCAGCAACUGACAUGGCUGACUUGACUGAUGUUGACACUUAUAGAGAUUUAUUCAAACGACUGCCCCUAUAUGAAGCAGCACUUCAAGAACACAAAUACAAUGGGAUUACCUAUCGCACUAUUCGAACGCAUAUGGUAGGUUGUUUGAAAGAUGCUGAAUUUCUUGCUAAACUGCAUUGUCUUCGAGAAGGAUUUAAUAUUGUUUUCAAAGACGUGGAAACUAGAAGAUGGUUACAAGAAAUGGGACGUAACAUAAUAGCAGGAUUGUUACAGAAAGCCGAUAGGGAUACUGAAGAGUUCUACCAGGCUUAUCAAGAUAUGAUGGACUACAUCAAUGAUGAUAGCCAUCGAUUACAGAUGGAGGAAGAACUUAAAGAAAAAGGAGUGAAAAAAUGUACUUUCUAUGAUGUGUUCUUAGACUUUAUACUGCUGGAUGCAUUUGAUGAUUUAGAGAAUCCCCCGAAAUCUGUGGUUGCUGUGGUCCAAAACCAGUGGUUAUCCAAUGGAUUUAAAGAAACUGCACUGUCUACAGCUGUGUGGUCAGUUUUGAAAGCUAAAAGAAGAAUGCUCAAGUUCCCACAUGGUUUUAUAUCUUACUUUUAUUCCAUCUCUGAACUAAUUACUCCAGUUCUUGUAUGGGGUUUGCUUGGCCCACCAUCCAAUUUAAAAACUAUUUGCUGUGCAUUUAAGGAUAUAGUGUAUAACUUCAUCAAAGACAUCUUCAGCUUCGAAAAAGUACGAUUCACUACGCAAGAGGACAUGGGAAGUGACUUGUUACGUAUUGUGAAAGAAUAUGUCAGUAUUGCUGAAAAUAAGCUAUGUGCUGCAAAUGUAUAGCUUCUGUUCAUUUUAAUAAUGAACAGUUGAUUCCACAUAUAUAAAAGUAUACUCAUCUCUUGGUUAACCAGUGAGUUACAUAUAUGUGUAUAUUUAUAUAUAUAUAUAUAUAUAUAUAUAUAUACGUACAUACAGUUACUGUGUGCAUAUGUAUGUAUGACAGCAUUCCUUUCAACAAAAUUCAGGUUUGGUAUAACACUACUGGAAGUCACUUUUGUGAUUAUUGACCAAACUGAAGUAGAACUAUUUUUUAUGAAGAGAUUGUUUUGAGAAACUGAAUCUUGGUGAUUUUAAACUUAACCAGGCUAUUACUCUUUAACCCAGGUUAUCUCUCUCUUUUUUUUUUUUUUUUUUUUUUUUUUUUAAAUUUCUCUACCAAGUUUUAAAUUAAGAUUUUCUUCGUUUUGUUGGCAGUGUCUUAUUUAUUUCUGUGUUACCUUAGACUCUAAAUGAUCUUAAUAUAAUAUUCUAGAAUAGUAUUUUUAUGCAUGAUCACUUUCAAAUUAGUUACAUCAAUGACAUUAGACCUAAUAUUAUACACUCUUAGUCAAAAUACUUUGCCUAGGUGAAACUCAGUUGGUAAACAUUGUAAAAAAGGGAUGUUUUCUUACACUUUCUAUAACAAUUAAAAUGUGAACUUUUGAAGAAUUAUUCAACCAGCAUGCAGAUGGAUGGAAAAUUUUAAGAUUUCACUUAUACUUUACUUCAAUUCAAUCUGUGGCGGGGGGGG